This is a messenger RNA of Egretta garzetta (little egret), 4773 nucleotides long. It is a transcript of the gene ABI3BP, whose product is annotated as ABI family member 3 binding protein. NCBI's taxonomy places the organism in Eukaryota, Metazoa, Chordata, Aves, Pelecaniformes, Ardeidae. Gene Ontology annotation, molecular function: protein binding. The record is from RefSeq and is a predicted model, not a curated record. The coding region runs from base 1 to 4773 and encodes 1590 amino acids. The transcript is spliced from 57 exons. Gene Ontology annotation, biological process: positive regulation of cell-substrate adhesion; extracellular matrix organization.
AUGAUGUCAAGAUUGGUCUUUCUCCUUUUCUGUGGAUAUAUUGCACUAAACCUGGGAAAUGCUCAGAAAUUGCCAAGAGUGAAAAGGCAGAGUCUGAAAGUUCAGAUCAAUGCAACCGAUGACACUGUUUGUAUGAGGUAUCUUCGACCAAGUCAAAACACCAAACUAGAAGGUUUUGUCCUGGGUUAUGGAAGCAACUUUUUCUCUAAUCAAUUCAUUCCUUUACCUUCGGAAGGAAAAACCUACACAACAGAACUUGAUGCAGAGCCACGGUAUUUGGUUUCAGUAAGACCAGCACGCGUUUCAAAUAACAAGAAAUCUUGUUCAGGUCGGACCAAGACUCAAAAGCCUUUGCAGCUGGUAGUUGGCACUCUCACCCCAACCUCUGUGUUCCUCUCUUGGGGCAUCCUAGUCAACCCUCAACAUGACUGGACAGCAACAAGUAACUGUGCUAGUGACAGCAGGUUCUAUACAGUUCGCUACAGAGAAAAGGAUAAAGACAAGAAAUGGGUUUUUCAGCUUUGCCCAGUUACAGAGACAGUGGUGGACAAUCUGAAGCCAAACACACUUUAUGAAUUUGGAGUUAAAGACAACGUAGAGGAUAGUAUUUGGAGCAAGACUUUCAAUCAUAAGAUAGUUCUGUCUAGUAAAAAAGUAAAUGGACAACUCCAGAAUAUGUACAAGUUGGUACCUAAUUCCCAAACACAGCUUACACUGCGUGAUAAUAAGAAGUUGGUCCCUGUCACAAUAAUCAAACAAGUUAUUCAAAAUCGGACGCAGUCAAAAACUUCAGAUAGUUCUUCUCUGCCAGGAGCAAUAUUAGUGCACCUUAUUGUUCCAGGUCUCAAUGAAACUCAGCAGAAACUUCCUCCUCUCCUGACAAUAGAUGACAUACCUCAAGCAUCCAGGAAAAAACUGGCUAAGAAUGAAACUCGAGUAUGGCCUGCUGAAUCCAAAACACCAGAAGUUCAAGAAAUCUCUCCACAGUCCCUCCCAGCUCAGGCUGAGAAAAAACAUGGACCUGAGGAAUUUAAAUCAACGCCUAAACCUGAAUUGGUGCAAACUCAAAACAUACUGGUUUCUAACGAAAUACAGCCACUUCCUUCCGGAUCCAGAAUCUCUGAUGCUUCAAAAACUCCAUUGACAGAACUUGCUACUCAGAGUCCAGCCUUGAAAUCUGUAUCUCUACCUCCUGCAGAAACCGAAGAGACAGAGAUGGCUUUUGAAGAAACACAGCCUGUUUCUUCAGGAUCCAAAACAUCUGGUACCACAGAAGUGCAACCAACCAGAUCUGCUUCACAAGACUUCCUUCAUGUUACUCCUUCUUCCCAAAUUUUUACAGAUUCAGAAAUACCAGACACUGAUUUAGGUGAAAGGAGGCCUCCUUCUUCAAGUUCCACAACAUCUGGCAUGCCAGAAAUGCCACCAAUCUCAGCUGCAAGCCAGAGACCGGACCUGGAAUCCACCUCGUCUGCUUCACUGGAAACCACAAGGACUGUGAUGGCUACUCGAAGACCAAGGCGGAAGUCCACCACUCCUCCUUCCCUGUCGACCCAGCAAACCGUGAUGGCCUCACAUGAUUUUCUUCAUGUUACUUCCACUCCCCAAACAUCUACAUCUGCAAAAAUGUCAGAGCAAGAGACUGCUACCCAGGGACCAGGCCUGAAAUUCACAGCUCAUCCCUACAUGGAAACCAGAGAGAGUACAAUGGCUUUUGAUGAAAAGCAGGACAUUUCUUCAAGCUCUGAAACAUCUGGCAUCCAAGAAAUGCCAUCAGCUGUACCUGUUCUCCCAAGACCAGUCCAGGAGCCCACAUCUUUUCCUUCACAGGAAACCACGAGGACAGUGAUGGCUACUCAGAGACCAAAGCUGAAAUCUACUUCUCCUUACCUUGCAAGCCAAGGAACACUGGAGGCUACUCGAAGACCAAGGCGGAAGUCCACCACUCCUCCUUCCCUGUCGACCCAGCAAACCGUGAUGGCUUCACUGGACUCUCAUCAUAUUACUUUCCUGUCCGAAACAUCUGUAUCUGCAGAAAUAUCAAAAAUAGAGACUGUUGCAAGUUUGGCUGACCUGGAAAAAUCUAUGCCUUCACUUUCCAGAACACCUCAUGUGCUAACAACAGCUAUGUCUUUCAGUGGUAUUCGGCCUGUUCUUUCAAGCCCUGUGACAGCUAGUAAGCCUGAAAUAGCAGAUGCUGGACCAGCAACAAGUGAAUCCGUUCUGGAAUCUUUCACACCUAAAACUUCUCGUCCUUUUCAAUGGCCAAGGGUAACAUUAGCUCCAAAAGAAACACCACUUACUCCUUCUAAACUGAAACCAUCUGCUACCCCAGAAGUACAGCAUGUGAAACCUGCCCCUAAACCACCACUUUUGGAGCCUAAAACUUCUCAGACUGUUGAACAACUAAAAGCAACACUAGCUCCUAAAGAAGCAAAGCUCACACCUUCUGCACCUAAACGUAGACCACCUGCCAGACCCAAAAAGCCACGAACUAAACCGGCAGCAACCAUUCCGGUGUCAGUCACUACUAGGAGUCCCUACACAUAUGAACGUCCAAAGACUGCAGAGGCUCCAAAGGAGACUCAACGUAUUCCUUCUAAACCUAAAACUUCACCCAAACCUCAUAUCCCACAGGCCAAAGAUGUCCUGGAAUCUAUAACACUUAGAACUGAUCAACUAAAACCAACAAUAGUUCCAAAAGAAACACAGCGUGUUCCCUCCAAACCUAGAAUAUCACCGAGCUCAGAGGUGCCACAAACCAAACCUGCUCCUAAAGAUACACAUCAUGGGCCUUCCAAAACUAAAACAUCACCCAGUCCACGUGUUCCUCCAACUAGAGCAAGUCCAAAAGAAAGUCGGCGAGUCUCUUCAAAGCCCAGACCAUCACCAAGGCCAGAUGUACCACACACAAAACCUGCUCAUAAAGAACCACAACAUACUCCCUUUAAACCUAAAGUGGCUCCCAUCCCAGAUGCUCCACACAGCAAGCCUGAAAUCAUUCCAGCCUUCCAUGAACCAGCUACUACUAUGAUUCCUCAUAUUCCUGAAAGAACAAAGGCAACAUUGGCUCCAACUGAAAAACAGUUCAUUCAUACCAAACCAAAACCAUCUGAAAAACCAAGAGUGCCACACACCAAACCUGCCAUACAUCAGACAACUCCACAACCAAUUAUUACAAAAUCUUCUACUACCACUGAGCAUUCAAGGGCAACAAUGGUUCCAAAAGAAACACUGCUCAUUCCUUCCAAACCCAAAACAUCUGUUGGGCCAGAAGUACCACAGACUAAACCUGCUCCAAGGGCAACACACCUGGGAUCAAUUAACCUUAUAACAGUUCAUGUUGUUGAUGGGUCCAAAAUUACUUUGGUUCCCAAUGAAACAUAUGAGAUUUCACCCAAGCCCAAAACUGGUCUGGCAACUGAAAUUCCACGGUUCAAUACAGCACCUCAUAAAACACGUCUCACUUCUGCAAGACCAAAGCCAUCUGAUAAAUCACAGACCAGACCUGCUCUUAGUAAAACCACAUUAGCACCAGCUAGAACAAAAGCACCUGGACUGCCAAAGUGGAUUGUGCCAACAACAGAUGAUGUAUAUACUCUUGAGGAUAUUUCCAGACAAAUUGGCGUGGAUGUGGAAAAACAUUUGGAAUAUAGUCAUACCUGGGAAAAGCCAAUUUCUGUAACUACUUCACCCGGCCCUCAGCAUCCUCCUAUACCUCCUGUCAAGCCUACACAAAUGCGAAGAAAACCUCUGCCUCCAAACACCGUGACUGGUAAACCAGGGAGUCCAGCUAAACAUGCUGGACCAACAACAGCUGUGAGGACAGGAACAUCAUAUAAGACGCCAACAGCUUUUGCAACUCCAGAGUAUUAUGUUGAUGCAACUGUCUUCAGCUCAAGUCCUACAUCAGAAACAGAUUCUUCAGGCAAACCAAGGUACCAAGCCCCCCAUGUCAAGUACAUGAAGAAAGAUGAUGAUGUGCCUUGCUCUAUCACAAGCUCUCUUGAACAUUUUCCUCAAGAAGAAGCUGGCAGCAAGGAAGAACCUACUCAUCCUCCACAAAAUCCUCCAACCAACCUCACAGUGGUGACUGUUGAGGGCUGUCCAACUUUCGUCAUAUUGGACUGGGAAAAACCAGACAAUGACACUGUUACUGAGUAUGAGGUUGUGUCAACUGAAAAUGGAGCAAGUGAUGGUGAAAAGGAGAAAUCAAUUAUCACUACAAAUCAAACCCAUUCUACUGUGGAAAACCUGAAACCUGACACAAGUUAUGAAUUCCACGUGAAACCUAGAAACCCUCUUGGUGAAGGUCCAAGUAGCAAUGUUGUGGCAUUCAGUACUGAAUCAGCGGACCCCAGAGUGAGCGAGCCGAUUUCAAUGGGAAAGGAUGCUAUCUGGACUGAAAUCCCAUUCAGUUCGGACACCUAUUCAGAAUGCAAAGGGAAACAAUAUGUAAAGAGGACUUGGUAUAAGAAGUUUGUAGGUGUGCAGCUGUGCAAUUCUUUGAGAUACAAGAUAUACCUCAGUGAUUCACUUACAGGAAAAUUUUAUAACAUAGGAGACCAGCGAGGCCACGGAGAAGAUCACUGCCAAUUCGUAGACUCGUUCUUAGAUGGAAGGACAGGACAGCAAGAAGAUCUACCGGUCAAAGAUGGGUUUUUCAGGGCAGUUCGUCAGGAGCCUGUCAAAUUUGGAAAAAUAGGCGGGGAGACUCACAUUAACUACGUUCGCUGGUACGAGUGUGGAACGUCGAUACCUGGGAAAUGGUAG